Molecule: messenger RNA, 4126 nt
Organism: Oryzias melastigma (Indian medaka)
Lineage: Eukaryota; Metazoa; Chordata; Actinopteri; Beloniformes; Adrianichthyidae
Gene: uimc1
Product: ubiquitin interaction motif containing 1
Exons: 21
Coding region: 1412-3928 (838 amino acids)
Biological process (GO): double-strand break repair; positive regulation of DNA repair
Cellular component (GO): BRCA1-A complex
Molecular function (GO): histone binding; K63-linked polyubiquitin modification-dependent protein binding
Source: RefSeq, a predicted model, not a curated record
ACUCUAUAGACAUCUGAGAGACCAACACGAUUCUCCUCAUUACAGACAUUUAAUUUUGUUAAAUUACAGUUUAACGGCUUUGAUCACAUGUGAUCAAAUCAAUAUGGCCGACUUUUAGUAAAAGGGUUUUUUAAACCUUCAUGAACUAUUUCCAAGGACAAUACAACAAUAGACGAGCCGAGACAAACAGACGCAGAUGGGAGGUCAGCAGAGAGAGAACAUGAAGAAGAAACAAUAAUAAAACGAGGACAAAGAUAAAAAGGUAAAAUAAUUAUAUUAAAAUAAACAGAAGCUAGAGAUUAGAUUCCUAAAUGUUCAUCGUAAAGUUUCACAGAAAUGUUGGUUUCAACGUAUUUGACUCGAGAACAAAAGUUGUAGUUUAAUGUGGAUUUUAAAAAAGUAUGUUUUAUUUAUAAAAAUGUACCAAGUUAUUGUUGUGUUCAUUCAUAUAAUAGCCAUUAAAAAAAUAAUAUUACGAGUUAUUUUCUUGUAAAUUUAUUACUUUAAAUCUCGAGAGGAAAAAAAUCAUAAGAUUUAAAGUCAUAAUUAAAACAAUGUUUUGCUUGUAAACUGGCCCGAAUACGUUUAUUUAAUUGUGCAAUUUGUAUUUAAUAAUCAAACCAACAUAUUUUUUUAAUCAAGGGCCUGCAAACAUUUACUGAACUAAUAACACAAAUCGUCUUAAAAAGUAAACACAUAAUCAUAAAAUAAAUGUUCUUGUUACAAAAUGAGUUAAAACAAUUAAAUUGAAGCACCUCGACAGGAAAUCAGAGGAUGGAUAAACUUCAUUGAUUAUCUUAAAAAUAAUCUCUACAGGUAGAAACAUGUUUUGUUAAAAAGUCCAUGUCAGAAAUAAAAGAUAAAGUGAUGAACAUACAGAGUAAAACCGCUUCUCUCUGGCGACACCACGCGGUCCGCAGCGGAACUGCAGCGUUCAGGACUUACUGCUCCACUUCCGGUGUGGGGGAAAGGCGGGAGUUUUGUUUUAACAGACUGUCCUUGAAAGCAGCGCGCGGGACCUGUCAGACGUCAUGGUCACGUGACAGCACAAAGGGGAAUAAACAUGGCGGUCCGACAGUGAGGAAAAGUACCGCGAUUCUUUCUCAAACUUCGCUGAAUUUUGCCUAAAGUUCUUGGCGGCAGCGCAGACCACAAGACGACCACUUCCGGGUCGCCUCGUUCGGAUGUUCUAUCGUCAGGAUUCGGAGAAGCCCGACUGUGUUCGUAGCCUCUCGGUGUAGUUUGUUUCCAUGUCAGCCGCGCUGGGAGCUAACACUAUUCUACCGAACCGAGUCUGUAUAGUUCGGUUCCGGAUGUGACGGUUCUCUGUCUUGUUCUGCUGUCAGCCGCCGGGGGACAGGUGAGACGGAGGACGCGCCUCAUCCACAGCAGCGUCGGUCAGAACAGCUGCAUGUCCAGGAGGAGGAAGCUCCCGAAGGAAAGCUCCUCUGUGGAGGCCCAGAUGGAUGAAGAGGAGGAGGAGGAGGAGCAGGACGGCCAGGCCGAGUCGGCAGCUCUGCCAAAGAUCAGAGGAACGAGGCGCAAGGAGAACAAGUCCAAAGAGAUGUCAGAGGAGGAGAUGAUGGACCUGGCCCUCCGCCUGAGCAAGCAGGAGGCCAGCGCCACGGAGCUGCGGCAGCAGGAGGAGGAGGAGGCCGUGAGGAAGGCCAUCCAGCAGAGCAUGUUUGACCAAAGCCAGCCGUUCCAGACCGCCGGUUCACCAAACCGCCUUUCUCCACGGAAACUCUCGUUCCCAAAUGAGGAGAAGCUGCUUCCAGAGAAUGGAUGCUCACCUGAGCCCUUCUCAGGAAAGACAGAGGAGAUCAGGAGAAAGAGGCAGAGGAGAUCCGGAAGUCUUCUGCUGGAGAUGCCGGAUCUGUCCCAAACCCAGAGAAAGGACUCGGAGUCCUCCUGCGACUCUUUCUUGGUUACACUGGACUCCCCACAGAGCUCCGACUCCACUCGGAUUGACGGUUCUGAGCCUGUCAAGUCCCCGGUGUUCCCGCUGACCGGCUGCAGGGCCGUGGUCCACGUGGACCGGCUGAGCCAGGAAGUGGUGGAGAGCUGCAGACACUCCGGGUUUGUGUCUUGUUCUCAGGACACUUGGAGCUGUACGCAGAAGUCCACCUGGACUAGAAGCCCCACCUUUCCCCAAAGUAACCCCAAAAGCCCCGCCAGCCCGACCGCAGACCCGGAGCUCGCCACUUCCUCUCAGGAAAGUCUCACGCCCCCCUUAGGGCGCAGGAGCCCAGUGUUCCCCCGAAGCCCGUCAGAGACCCUCAGCAUGGCUGCCCCACAGCAUGGGACCCCCGCACAGCACGAGACCCCCCCACACUCACAGAAGACCUCGGGUCUGGAUGCCCAGAAGAGGCUGUCUGACUGCAGACAGCUUCCUGCAGUCACAGACGAGAAGAGGAACGCAGCCUACAGCUCCGCCCACUCGCCGCUUAGCAGCAACAUGAUGCUGGCCUGGUCAGACGAGGACGACGUCUCGCCGCUCGGAUCUCCAAGCCCGGUUUUCCCCCAGGAGAGACGUCCUCAUGGGGCGGAAGAUCAGUCCGCUUCACCGGACACCGCCAGGCCCAACUGCAGCCUGAACACCUGGAGCAGCUCAGAUGAACACCCUUCCUCUUCAUCUGCCCCCGGCAGCAGAAAGGAGCCCGCCCCCCCCUCAGAAAAAGUCCUCAGGCCGGUGUGUAGGGAGCCCCCUGGUGGCCAGACGGUUCUCUACUUCUGGGGUAUCCCCUUCUGCCCCCGUGGCCUGGACCCUGACGCAUACACUCAGGUGAUCGAGGCGCAGAUGGAGGUUUACCAGAAGAGUGUGAAGCAGGCCCAACGGCGUCUGCUCAGGAAGGCGCCGUGGGGGGAGCCCAUCCUGCCGGAGCCAGAGAAAGCCUCCUCACCUGAAACGGCGUCUGAACCUCCUCGUCUCCGUGCUCCUCAGAGACGAGGUCUAAAGCUGAGGGAAAGAAAAACCUGUGAAGCUGCUGAGGAGAAUCCAGACCAGGAGGAGGAGGAGGAGAAACACCAGGAGGAGGAGCAGAUGGAGGAGGAGGAGGGGCAGAUGGAUGCAGAAGUUUGUCCAGAAACGCAGCUGAGCGGAGAAGAAGACACAGAGGGGCGGAGCCUGACGGCAGAGGGGCGGGGCCUCUCAACAGAGGGGCGGGGCCUGCCAGCAGAAGUGCCGUCUCCUGGAAGUCCUGAGCUGCCAGAGGUCCAGGUGAUUCUUCCAGAUGAUUCUCCCGUCAGGGCGGAGCCUCCAGAAGAGCGUGACGGCUCAGCAGAAGGACCGACCGUAGAGCGGGGCUUGGCAGCUGCUGUGGGGGUGGAGGUGGAGGACGGAGAUCCCGGUCCAGAACCGGCCCUCGACGCCAGCAGCCCCCCCACCUUUGUGGACUGCCCCAUCUGUCAGGUGUCUUUCCCCGCCGGCGACAUUGAGAUGCAUGCCGCGUUCUGCAACGGGGAGGGGACGGAGGAUGGGAGGAGCAACCACGGUUUCCAAGAAUCCCCGAAGCCUCGAAGGCAGAGGUCGAGGAGAGCAGAGGCCGCUGAGGACAGCAGCCGGCCCUCAGACGUCUGCAGGGCUUCAGAGAAGUGCUUCAUCUGCCAGAAUGCCGUUCCUCUCAGGGAGUACAGCCGCCACACGGAGCUCUGCAUCCGGCGCUGCAGGUCCAAGCUAUCAGCGAAGGGGAACCUGCUGUCGGCCCUGCAGGACACGGAGAGCAGGAGUCCAGAUCUCCAACCAUCCGGAUCCAGAGUCCAGCCUGAAGAGGUCAUCGACCUGCGGGACGACGACAGUGACGCCGCCGCCUUCCGGGUCACGGACUCCCCCAUCAGAACCUUCACUCCCAUCUCGGAGGUCACGGACUGCCUCGUAGACUUCAAGAAGCAGAACCGGGCCAAGAAGCCAAGCCAGAGGCGGAGAUGACAGCGGCGGGUCCUCGGGUCUGCCUGGAGAACAGGUGCAGACCUUCAUCCUCAGACGUGAACGCUGACGUUCCUCGUCUUCCUCAGGUCCUCCUCACCUCCAGCUGGACCUGGGCUUCGGUUUCUGAUCCUGGACGAAACGUUUUAUUGUUUCCUGUCAACUUUUGACACAAAGCCAUUAAAACACAAAUGAAAGACG